AUGUCUGUGAGCCAAAUGCCUCACCUCAUCCCGGCCCCCGUAACAAAGCUUAUUGUUUCUUCUGGAUCAUGGAGCUCGGAACACAUAAUCCCCCCACUCAACAUCGCUUCCACCACUCCGGGGCACAUCUUUUUACCAAGGAUUGACACAUUCUAUCAGGUCAUGAAGAAAACAUCGUCUUUGGUAACAACACUUCAAGGGAAAUAUUUUGAAAUCGUUCGAACAGGAACAGGUCCCCUGGCUCCAACGACAACUCUAGGCUGGCUGGAGUUGGAUGGAGUGGGACCGAUCUGGAGAAGAGGGCAGUUGGAUGCAAGGGAACCAGAUCCCCCGCGGGUCCCUGGCCCCUACGGUCUCAAGGAGAUCCGGGUCGUGAUACGGCCAAUUCCGGGGAUUCCUGAUUGCACUAGAACUACCCCACCUAUCUUAGAGGAUCUGUUCGUAGUUUCACAAGCGAUUCCUCCCCAAUCCCUGUACGGGAUGGUGUACAACGGCACACCGGCAGACACCGACAUCCAUUCUUCCCCCUUGACCCCAUCCGCUUCUACAUACCUCCCCCGCAGCCCUGGACCUUCCAUGGGCCCCUCUGUUGGUGGAGGGAGGCCACGGAGGUCAGACACUUUAAGGGAACGGCAGGUGGAGCAAGCUGUGGCAGGCCCAAGCCGGCCCACACUUUCCACUAGCCGCAGACGGCAAACAUCUACCCCUUACGGGAGGGCGAGUGAAAGGAGGCCAAAGGGUAUAAAGUCCACUGCACGUCGACAGCUACCCGUCACUCCACCAAACGCCCCCGCAACUGAUAAUAAUCACCCCUAUUAUUGGUACCCCCAAGUUCAACCCUCGAACCAUCCAUUCCAACAAUCGUCUGACGCUUUUACCGGAGAGCCGUUUCUAAACUUCGGUGCGGUCACCACACCAGGAACAUUCGGGCUGCAGCCCACUGCAGACUCUUCCCCUCAGCGGGGUUAUGAUGCUGCAUCUUCAUCGAUGUGGCAGAACCCAUCCCCUCUGGGGUUGCCACUUAGAGUCGAGGCGCACCAAGAGUCGCAGUUAUGGGCCCCGAGCUCCAUCCCUGGAGGGGAUACGCUACAAAAUAUCUUGAGAUCCUUCCCGUCAGCCCCUGGCAGCAGUGGACACGCCCCCGCACCGUUGCCUGCCGACGAUCAUUUCUCUACAUAUUUUGACGUAGAUCCCCAGGGGGGGCUUUGA
Molecule: messenger RNA, 1209 nt
Organism: Cantharellus anzutake
Lineage: Eukaryota; Fungi; Basidiomycota; Agaricomycetes; Cantharellales; Hydnaceae
Exons: 4
Coding region: 1-1209 (402 amino acids)
Source: RefSeq, a predicted model, not a curated record